Messenger RNA from Helianthus annuus (common sunflower), 1235 nucleotides. RefSeq names its product probable cinnamyl alcohol dehydrogenase. Bases 37 to 1095 code for a protein of 352 amino acids. The record is from RefSeq and is a predicted model, not a curated record. The transcript has 5 exons. Gene Ontology annotation, biological process: lignin biosynthetic process. NCBI's taxonomy places the organism in Eukaryota, Viridiplantae, Streptophyta, Magnoliopsida, Asterales, Asteraceae. Gene Ontology annotation, molecular function: zinc ion binding; cinnamyl-alcohol dehydrogenase activity.
UAUUAAAAGUUAUUUCUUACCUAAAUCAAAAGCAUAAUGGAGGGAAGAAAAGUUACCGGUUGGGCAGCCAGAGACUCAUCUGGCAUCCUUUCUCCUUACUCUUUCAACCUCAGGAAAACAGGCCCAGAAGACGUCGUGUUCAAGGUCUUAUAUUGUGGUGUAGACCACACUGAUCUUCAUCAAGUCAGGAAUGAAAUUCACAUGACUACCUACCCUUUGGUUCCAGGGCAUGAAGUGGUGGGAGAAGUUAUUGAGGUGGGCCCAGAGGUGAAAAAAUUCGGUGUAGGUGACGUAGUGGGGGUCGGGUGUAUGGUAGGAUCUUGUGGGGAAUGCACGCGCUGUAAAACGAACAAAGAACAAUACUGCAACAACAUGGUGUUCACUUACAAUGCCAUCUAUAAAGACGGAAGCUUUACACAAGGAGGCUUCUCUUCUGCCAUGAUAGUCCAUCAAAACUAUGUAGUUAACAUACCAGAAAAGCUAGCCCCAGAGCAGGCUGCACCGCUACUAUGUGCAGGAGUGACGGCUUACAGUCCGUUAAAACAGUUCAUCGGCUCCAAAAAGGCUAUAAAAGCAGGAAUCUUGGGUUUGGGUGGAGUUGGUCAUCUUGGUGUUUUAAUUGCAAAAGCAAUGGGUCACCAUGUGACUAUCAUCAGUUCUUCUGAUAAGAAGCGAGAAGAGGCAUUGACCGAUUUGGGUGCUGAUUGUUUCUUAGUGAGCUCGAAUUCCGCUGAAAUGAAUAAACUAAAAAACAGCCUUGAUUAUAUUCUAGACACUGUACCAGUUAAUCAUCAGUUACAAGAUUACAUACCUCUUCUUGAUGUUCAAGGAAAGAUACUUGUUGUCGGUGCUGUUCCUGAGCCGCUGCAGUUCAGUGCCUCCGGUUUGAUUUUAGGGGGGGCGUCGAUAAGUGGAAGUUUCAUCGGAAGCACACAAGAGACACAAGAGAUACUCGACUUUUGGGUCGAAAAGGGUUUGAAGACAAAGAUAGAAGUGGUGAAGAUGGAUUAUGUGAACAAAGCAUUUGAAAGAAUGGAGAAAAACGACGUGAGGUACCGGUUUGUGCUGGAUGUGGCUGGGAGCAAUCUUGAGUGACAGUUAAUGUUAAUGGCGGGACGACAAUUUUAACGUUGUAUCAUUUAAAUAAAUCCAGUCAUCCUUUUGUGUUUAUGCACACAGUAAUAAAAAUGAGAUAAUAAUAACAGCUACAAGCUUAAAGAUUUCAAGUUACCGAA